Molecule: messenger RNA, 3954 nt
Organism: Amaranthus tricolor (Joseph's coat)
Lineage: Eukaryota; Viridiplantae; Streptophyta; Magnoliopsida; Caryophyllales; Amaranthaceae
Product: histidine kinase 5
Exons: 13
Coding region: 457-3399 (980 amino acids)
Biological process (GO): phosphorelay signal transduction system; protein autophosphorylation
Molecular function (GO): histidine phosphotransfer kinase activity; phosphorelay sensor kinase activity
Source: RefSeq, a predicted model, not a curated record
CUUUCUCUCUCUUAAUCCAUUUGCUGUUAUUGACUCAUGAAUUUUACACAUUUCUCAGAUCUAUACCAAUUAACACCUCUCUUCUUCUUCUUCUUCUUCUUCUUAUUUCUUCUCCUUUCUUCUUCUUCUUCCAUUAUUUCUUUCACACCUGCUGACAACUUGGACUAUAUUUUUAAUAUUUAUUAAAAAUCUUACUAUUACACUUGUUUCUCUUUAGAUUAUAACUAUUUUGUUGCACCUCUUCUUCUUCUCUUCUCUCAUCAUUAGUCCCAUUUCCCAGAAUUCAGAUUCAAUCAUUCAAGUGUUUUCCUUAUAUCUAAUGGGAUUUUUAUGUUGGAUUGAGAAAAUUUGUUUAAGAAAUUUUGUAUAUCCUGUGAAGAAGAGUGCUCAAGUUAUGCCAAAAUUUAAUUGAAUUGGAACAAGCUAAGGGUUUCAAGAAUUCUGAAGAACAGCAUAAUGGAAGAUCAAAUAUUUGUAGAUGAUCAUAUGGAAGUUGAGGAAGCCUUAGUUCCGAUGUGGCCAGAAGGUGUAAAUGUAGCUGGAAGUCAAUUUAAUGUAGAUAGGCCAAGGGAAGAUCAAGAUACGUUGAAAGAUGUUGCAAUCAAUGCUGCAGAACCACAAGAAAUUGAUUUGGAUCAUCUUCAUGAUAUGACAAAUCAUAGUGAUAAGGGUUCUUCUCAAUUGGCUUAUCUGGUGAAGAAUUGGGAGUAUAAGCAAGCGAAUGCUGUUCGACUUCUUAGAGAAGAGCUUGAUCGUCUUAGCAAGCAAAGAGAAGAGGUUGAGCUUAAGAGAUUGGAGAUAUUGGAGGAACAUCGUUUCGAGGAAAACCCAGUUGGGAAUGAUAGGCAUCCUGUUUCGGAAUUGGAAGACUUGUAUAAUUUCUAUCAAGUUGUUCCUAAGAAAAAACGCGAUUCGCCUCUUGAGAGUAAAGGGCUUGAAAUAGAUGCUGAAUAUGAUACAGUUGUGUAUUGGAAACAAAGGGCUAUGAUCCUUGAGAAAUUGUUGCAGGAAAGUAGGCAAAGAGAGGAAAUUCUGUUGGAGAAGUUGGAUGAUAGUAUUAAGAAUAUGGAAAAACAGUCCACACCUGUGGAAGAAUUGUCACAUAUGCUCAAACGAGCUGAUAACUUCAUACAUUUCAUUCUUCAGAAUGCACCUAUUGUUCUUGGUCAUAUGGAUAAGGAGUUGCGAUAUCGUUUUAUCUACAAUCACUAUCCAAGUUUCAAAGAGGAGGACAUUAUAGGGAAAACAGAUACUGAUAUCUUUUCUGGCGCGGGAGUGAAAGAGUCUCUAGACUUCAAACGAGAAGUCUUAGAACGUGGAUUAGCUGGAAAGAGAGAAAUAACAUUUGAGACUGAGCUUUUUGGGUCGAAAACAUUCUUGAUAUAUGUAGAACCGGUGUUCAAUAAGGCCGGAGAAACCAUUGGUGUCAAUUACAUUGGAAUGGACAUUACUGAUCAGGUCAGGAAAAGAGAAAAGAUGGCAAAGCUCCGAGAGGAGAUAGCUGUACAAAAGGCCAUGGAGACCGAGCUGAAUAAGACUAUACAUAUAACAGAGGAAACCAUGAGAGCUAAACAAAUGCUGGCUACCAUGUCUCAUGAGAUAAGAUCACCAUUGUCUGGGGUUGUUAGCAUGGCGGAAGUUCUAGCCACUACUAGACUGGAUAAGGAACAACGGCAAUUGUUAGAUGUAAUGAUUUCUUCUGGAGACUUAGUCCUCCAACUCAUUAAUGACAUCCUUGAUCUCUCCAAGGUUGAGUCAGGUGUGAUGAAGCUGGAAGCUACUAAGUUCCGACCAAGAGAAGUUGUAAAGCACGUACUACAGACAGCUGCAGCAUCUUUGAAGAAAAUGUUGACAUUGGAAGGAUAUAUAGCAGAUGAUGUACCUUUAGAGGUGGUUGGCGAUGUUCUCAGGAUUCGACAAAUUCUCACCAAUUUGGUUAGCAAUGCCAUUAAAUUCACACAUGAAGGUAAAGUUGGCAUACGGCUUUAUUUAGUACCGGCUCCAUAUUCUGGAGAGGAAGAUCACAGUUCUGUGACUUCUGUCAAUACUCACAGUGGGACCAAAGGAAAGGGCGAUUCUGGUGAGUCAUAUGAGAAUCCUCCUUAUGAAACUCAUAACAACUGGAAUGAGCCAAACACACCUGUCAAGGUAGAAGAACAUUCAUCAAAAGAUGAAGAGAGGCUUCCUAUUAGUUCGCCAUCAACAGUUUGGAUACGCUGUGAUGUAUACGACACUGGCAUUGGAAUACCAGAGCAUGCUUUACCCACAUUAUUCAAAAAAUACAUGCAAGCUAGUGCUGAUCAUGCCCGAAAGUAUGGUGGAACUGGACUAGGCUUAGCCAUAUGCAAACAACUGGUUGAGUUGAUGGGCGGUCAUAUGACAGUAUCUAGCAAAGAACAUGAGGGAUCGACAUUUACCUUUGUCCUCCCAUACAGGGUGUCUCCUGAAUCCGAUGACGAAUCUGAUCCUGAUGAGCUUCAAGAUGCUUCUAGUCAUCGUGAUACAGCGUCAGUUGAUGAUAACACCGCAGGAUAUUUCCAAUUCCAGCCUCGGCCAUUGAGUUCUUCUGCGCUUACUCUCCCUGGGAACCAUAAUCUCUUACAAAGUAAUUAUGGAUAUAGCAUGCUGCCCGACAUUAACCCAGUGUCUGAAAAUUUUUGUAAUACUAUUACUGCCAAAGAGUUGGAAAUUGAGCAGCCAUCAGCUGAGAGUUCUUCGCGGCACAGUACUGAAAAUACUGCUGCUGAAAUCAGUGGUAAAAAUGGUGAGUGUGUCAGAGAUGAAAAGAAUGUUGGUGAAUCCCAAAGAUCAUUGGAUAUGGAGGUUGUGGACAGUGUAAGCGGUAGUCUGGUGAAACUGACAUCAUAUGAACCCCACGAAGCACCUCAGAUGAUGCAGACCUGUCUGCAGAGUACUACAAGCAGCAAGCCGGAAGUAAACAGGACAGAGGAAAAACCGAAAAUUCUUCUAGUAGAAGAUAACAAGAUCAAUGUGAUGGUGACGACAUCAAUGAUGAAACAAUUGGGUCACAGCAUAGACGUUGUGAAUAACGGAAUUGAAGCCAUACGUGCUGUUCAGAGUCGCCCUUAUGACCUUGUUUUGAUGGAUGUAUGCAUGCCAGUGAUGGACGGACUUCAGGCUACACGAAUAAUUCGUUCUUAUGAGGAGACUGGCAAUUGGGAUGCUGCUGCAGAGGCAGGAAUCGAUCAACCGAUGCAUGCUCAAGAUUCACCAUUGAACUUCCAUGAUCCAUCUAAACGGAUUCCAAUUAUUGCGAUGACAGCAAAUGCAUUAUCAGAGAGUGCAGACGAGUGCUAUGCAAAUGGUAUGGAUUCAUUCGUGUCAAAGCCAGUUACAUUCCAAAAGUUAAAAGAGUGCCUUCAGCAGUAUUUACCCUGACAACCUUGUAAAUUCAUAGUACAUCUGUACAAAAGUAAAAAAUCGCUUAUUUUAGGGAAGUUUUGUAACCAAAUGUAUCAUACUUUUAGGAAUGAGCAUCUUCUGUAAAGUUUUUUUUUUGUCCAUUCUUUCACAGAUGAAAAAAAAAAAUUAAAAGUUUGCAGCAAAGCUGAAUAAGUCGUUUGCAAUUUCGCAUCAAUAUGAGUUUUAUAAAAUAAUAUCAGAACGACGCAAAAUUCUAUUGCCAGCAGUAGUCAAAAAAGAAUGAGCUCAACAACUCUGUAUUAACAUCAGCUCAUCAAAUCCGUUCAGCAACUUGUCGACAGAUAUCUGCAUAGCUGCAAAAACAGACCCAACAAAGACCAAACUAGAACAACAGGAAACAUAAACAAAAGAAGCCAGCAACAUUUGCGGAUUGAAAGGCACAGUAGAGAGCCAGAAGAACAACCAACAACGAACAAACACCCGGGCUAACUGCCUAGCCAAGAUGUAUAUGUGCUCGUAUAAGAAUGCUAUUUCUAAAGUACCGAUAUAGAUUGUUGUAUAAAUGACUUA